Corticium candelabrum is the source of this 977-nucleotide messenger RNA. Its product is annotated as formin-1-like. The record is from RefSeq and is a predicted model, not a curated record. The coding region runs from base 61 to 795 and encodes 244 amino acids. NCBI's taxonomy places the organism in Eukaryota, Metazoa, Porifera, Homoscleromorpha, Homosclerophorida, Plakinidae. The transcript has 3 exons.
CAUCCCAUUUGCGCACUGUAUACUCGAUUAUUUCCGUAACUUGAGUGUUUCGAGUUGAGAAUGAAGCCACUGUUGCUUGUCGGACUUCUCCUUGCUACUCUGACAUAUUCAGUGUCCGGUCAAACCAACAGAAGAGUCGAGUGCAAUCCGAAAGACUCUCAGCCGUGUGUUAGCCCAGACGAAUGCUGCAUAUCCAGAACUAACAACAAAAAUGUGACAAAGUCUGUGUGUUAUCCAAUGGGCACUAAAGAAAAAGACUUCUGUCAUCCUGAAGGCAAACAAAAAUGUCCUACAUGCGCGUCCGGUUUAGUUUGCCGUCCAGGAAUAUCCAACAAGCAAGGCUAUCAUUACUGUGUUAAGAACGUACCCGAACAAAAUGUGUCACAAACAACAAAGAAUGGUAAUGAGCAAAAUCAACAUCUGCCACCAAUUCCUCCUCCUCCUCCUCCUCCUCCACCUCCUCCUCUUCCUCCUCGUCUUGCUUCUUCGUUUCUUCCUCCUUUUCCACCAGGCAAUAGAAACCGAUCUCGUGACGUCAACAUACGGCCAACACGACCUAGCGGACCAAGACCGUUUAGUGGCGGAGAAGGCAGACAAAGACCAAGACCUGGAGAGUCUCGGCCUCCUCCUCCCCGUAAUGGAAGGUCACCUAAUGAUAAAAUAUUAAAUCGUCCGUUGGGUUCAAUUGACACUGUAAGCGAACAAGAUUUGGUAAAUCCUCUCGAUUUCAAACGCCCAGGUCGACAUUCGCAAUCUUUAAAGAAACUUCCUCAUCCAAGCGAUCAGAAAAAUUGACCAGCUAGUGAGUAAGAAUUGAGACAUAAACCGCAUUUUGAGACAGACAGUUAGUCAUUCAACUGGAUAAUUGACUGUCGGGUGGUGGUAAUUCGCUAGCAUUUGAUUGCACUUAAGUGCAUACGGAUUACCCUAGUUGAGGAAUAAAAAGUACUGAUUUAAUUGGCUCAAUUUUGCUAAAU